AUGAAGUUGCUGACAAGACCGCUCAGAUUGUUGAGGUCUUCGAGGGAGCCGAUUUGGAUGUUUCUGGAUCCCCCUGAAGAGUUUCACGACGCUUAUGAGGUGAUGGAGGAUUAUGAGGAGGUGGUUGAUGGCGAUAACAACAAUGUGGAGGCUGGAGUAGAAGCCGAGACCGAAGGUGUUCAUCCUGUUGCAAUUGUCGAUGACGAGAAGAAGGAAAAGGAGAAGGAGGUUGGAAUUGAAGAUUCUUGGGAGAGUAUCCAAGUCGAAGCUGAGUCUGAUUCUGAAGUUGAAGUCGAGGCUGAAUCUGAGGAGGGAGAAGAAGAGGACGAAGAUAAAGAAGAUGAUGAUGAAGAAGACGCUGAAGAGGAGGAUGAGAAGAGAGUGACGCCGAAGAGAAAGCAGAUGUCGCAGCAGCCCCAAUCACUACCGAAUGACCAUGAAAAGAGCAAGAUGAAGCGACAAUGA
Molecule: messenger RNA, 465 nt
Organism: Yarrowia lipolytica CLIB122
Lineage: Eukaryota; Fungi; Ascomycota; Dipodascomycetes; Dipodascales
Source: RefSeq, a predicted model, not a curated record